AUGGGGGAGGAUGCUGAUUCUGACAUAUGGAUAGAGAAGUAUCGUCCUACAACAUUGUCGGAAAUUGUAGGAAAUAAGGAAGUUACUAAGCGCCUAAAGUUUAUCGCUAAGGAUGGGAAUAUGCCAAAUAUGCUCAUAGCUGGCCCUCCUGGCACUGGGAAAACUACCAGCAUCCUAUGCCUAGCAAAUGAAAUGCUGGGACCUAUGGCUAAAAAGGCAGUGCUGGAAUUAAAUGCCUCAGAUGAUAGGGGAGUAGAUGUUGUUAGAGAUAAGAUAAAAACAUUUGCCAAAGAAUCUACCACUUUGCCAAAAAAUAAGCACAAAAUUGUCAUCCUUGACGAGGUUGAUUCGAUGACUGAAGCGGCUCAGCAAUCACUUCGGCGCAUUAUGGAAAUUUACUCUGAUACUACAAGAUUUGCUUUGGCUUGCAAUCAAUCUACAAAAGUUAUAGAACCAAUCCAGAGUCGUUGUGCGAUAAUUCGUUAUUCAAAAUUGGAUAAUGAACACAUGCUCAAGAGAUUAAUUGAGAUAUGCGAACUGGAAAAAGUGUCUUACACACAAGAUGGAAUGGAAGCCCUUCUAUUCGUAUCCGAUGGAGAUCUCAGACGCGCUUUAAACAACUUGCAAAACGUAUCAGCUGGUUUUCGUAAUGUAAAUAAGGAAAAUGUAUUCAAAGUAUGCGAUGUACCAUCACCCGAAAAGCUUAAUGAUUUGCUCACAAAUUGUCUAAAUGGCAAAUGGAGACCUGCACAUAAUAUUCUCCACGAACUACUAAAAUGCGGCCACUCAUCCAUUGAUAUUGUUGUAACUAUUCGUAACCUUUUGAAGACUUUUAAAGCCCCAGAACAUGUACUUUUGGAAUUUAUAAAAGCUGUUGCUAUAACCCAUAUGAUUAUCUCAAACGGUCUAUCAACAGUACUACAACUUGAGAAAUUGAUAGCCACUCUUUGUAAAGCGGCUUUAGUGCUUAGACAAUCCUAA
Babesia microti strain RI is the source of this 981-nucleotide messenger RNA. RefSeq names its product replication factor C subunit 2/4. The transcript has 4 exons. NCBI's taxonomy places the organism in Eukaryota, Apicomplexa, Aconoidasida, Piroplasmida, Babesiidae. Gene Ontology annotation, molecular function: ATP hydrolysis activity; DNA binding; DNA clamp loader activity. The record is from RefSeq and is a predicted model, not a curated record. Gene Ontology annotation, biological process: DNA-templated DNA replication; DNA repair. Gene Ontology annotation, cellular component: nucleus; DNA replication factor C complex. Bases 1 to 981 code for a protein of 326 amino acids.